Molecule: messenger RNA, 1087 nt
Organism: Malaya genurostris
Lineage: Eukaryota; Metazoa; Arthropoda; Insecta; Diptera; Culicidae
Gene: Orc6
Product: origin recognition complex subunit 6
Exons: 2
Coding region: 109-873 (254 amino acids)
Biological process (GO): DNA replication initiation; DNA replication
Cellular component (GO): nuclear origin of replication recognition complex
Molecular function (GO): DNA binding
Source: RefSeq, a predicted model, not a curated record
GGUGCUGAACUUAAUGUGGAGUUUUGUGUGCUGUGUCGAAUCUUCAUCACACAUAUUAGUAGGUGUUAAAAACAUUUCGUAAAUAAAAUAAUCGUUGGGAAGCUCAAAAUGGUCAACACGGAAAAUAAAUUAUUACUACAAAUGAUACAGAAGUUAGGACUUGCAGAACACGAGCAAAUUGCCCCGAAGUCGACUGAAUUACUUCGUCUGCUGCAGGUCAAAUCUGCUGGUGGUGUGGCUAACCUGGGGGAUUACGCCAAGGCUGUUAUCUGCAUUGAUUUAGCCUCAAGUCAUCUAGGAGUACCGUGCGAUAGCGAAAUGACACUAAAAUUGUCUGGGCUUAAGAAAAGUGCUUACGCUAACAAUAAGAGAACACUGGAAAAACUCCUUGAUAUAAAUCAACUGAUGGGUAUAAAUGAAAUUUGUAUUCAGUUGGGUUUGCAUCAGGUUCAAAAGGAAGCCACUUUUUUGCUAAAUAGUUACAAGAGUUUUGUGGAUGGCAGAAGUGCUGAGAUCGAUUUCACUCAUCCUCAAUACGCAACGAUGUCCGUGUUUCAGGCUUGUAAAAGAAUAAAGGUUAAGCCACCGAAAGCCAAGCUUGUUUCCCUGAGUCAUCUGAAGCCAGCUCAGUGGAGUCUGCUGGAAAAGAACUGGGAAAAUUUCUUGGUUAAUUCAAGCGGCUUGAAUAGUGCAACUUCCAAAUUGAAACAACCUAAAGCAUCCGAAACGUUAGAGCAGACAGAAAAUCUAGAGGAGAAACGAUGUCAUGGAUUGAAACAUAAUUCACCAGAAAAAGUGGAGCCGUACGGAAAUUGGAAGAAAAGAAUGCUGGAAAAAGCAUAUCGCGAGCUAAAGUCACUCCAGGGGCGAUAAGGCAUUGCUAAUCUACUUGCCAUACGAUGAUCACAUCAUAAUACUCUGUUUGUACAAUUUAUACCAGUUUUUAGAAUAGUCAUAUAUUUAUCAAAUAACUAAUAAUAUACAACACAAUUUAAGGGGAUGGAUUUUGUGAUAUUUUACCGAAAACAAUGUACUAAGAUAGAAUUUGUUUAGAUCGGGAUUUAAAGCUCAUUGUAUUCAUGCAUAA